AUCUCGCGACAGCUGCUACCGCGUUAAAAUGGCUACAAUGUAACAUCUUUUCUGCCUUUGACGCUUUCUGAGCCGCGGCUGAUCCGCAAGGAUUUUUUGUAAUAAUAAAAAAAAAUAUAUAUGUAAUUAUUCUUUUGGAAAAGCAGCAACGUCUACGCGAAACGCCGCGAGGUCUUCCGACAGAGAAAUGGAGAAGACACCCUCAAUGCUGCCUGCCCUUACUGCUGUUCCCCUGCCAAACCAUGAGCUCAGAGCUUCACCCACCCACAUCCAAAGCACAGCCGAGAAGGAGGAAGUGCCGUUGAUGACGUCUCCCGUAUCUUCAUUGCAUGGAUCUAACAAUCCAGGGCUUUUGGGCAGCCAGACACAACCAGCAUGGAGUGGGAGUAGCAGUUCUCGAAACCAGGAUCUGCAGCUCCCAAAGCGCAGACCUACUGCAGGGAAGCGUUAUCAGUGCUCAGGGGAUGGCUGCCGGCUGGUCUGCCGCAGCAUGAAGGAACUUCUCGACCACAUGCAGGUCCACUAUCGGCCCACGGAGUCCCUUGAGGGAAAGACAUUCUGCUGUUCUACCCUGGGUUGCAUGGAAUCGUUCCCCAACAUGCAAGACCUGAUGGGUCACAUGAAGGUGCAUUACAAGCCCAACCGCUACUUCAAAUGUGAGAACUGCAUGUCACGUUUCCGGACACACCGCUCCCUCUUCAAGCACCUGCACAGCUGUUCUGAUGCCGCCACCACUGCCGCCGCCUCUUCCCCAGCCCUGACAUCGGAGAAACCCAUCUUCCCACCUACCUCUAGCCUGGAAAAAGAGCCUCCAGGGAAGCUGCUGGAGGAGCUUCCAAAACUCCAGAGCGUCAUACAGCACUUCAAGAAAGAAGCUCUUCUCCCUGGCACGAUGGACACUGCUCUCGCCACCGACUUGCUGCCGGCUGGACUUCCUGGCCCCUUAGAAUCUGUGCCGUUGCCAGCCUCUCCUACCUAUCCUCUGUUGGAGCAAUCCCUGUUUGGGCCCCCCUCCCUGGCAAGGUUCUCUGGGCCACCUCACCCUUCGGUUUCAGGGCCCUUCUUGCCCUAUAUGCACCCCACGUCCUAUGCUUUACCUCAAGCUGCAGUGCAGAACCGCCUCCGACCUUUCUUGCCAGGCCAAGGCCUCCCUGUUUCCAGCGCUGUGUGGAAGAAAAGCCAAGGACACUCUUCCAACAGCCGCAUUGUAUGGCAACACACCCGGGGCCGUUACAAUUGCUUACAGUGCCCCUAUUCCACAGCCUCUCGGGAGGAGAUGACCCAGCAUACUGAAGACCACCGCAAAAAUCCCUCUCCAACCAGUCGCUUAGAUGGGGAAAUGGGACACUCUUCCAACAGCCGCAUUGUAUGGGAACAUACCCGUGGCCGUUAUAAUUGCUUACAGUGCCCCUAUUCCACAGCCUCUCGGGAGGAGAUGACCCAGCAUGCUGAAGACCACCGCAAAAAUCCCUCUCCAACCAGUCGCUUAGAUGGGGAAAUGGGACACUCUUCCAACAGCCGCAUUGUAUGGCAACACACCCGUGGCCGUUACAAUUGCUUACAGUGCCCCUAUUCCACAGCCUCUCGGGAGGAGAUGACCCAGCAUGCGGAAGACCACUGCAAAAAUCCCUCUCCAACCAGUCGCUUAGAUGGGGAAAUGGACUUUGGUGUUGCCCUUCCCUCAUUCCACCCGAAGUUGACACCAGAAGUGGAGAACUCCCUCUUUUCCCCGCUGUGAGGUUUCCACUGGGCUGAUCAAGCUGACUUUAUUAUUUCCCCCAUGAAAAACAGCACCUGUGUGGAGAAUUUUUUUUUUUUUAAUGUGUGCGUUCCCCCCAGGAGGCAUCUGGGGACAACCAGGUGUCAAAUGUAGGCCGGAAUUCAUCUGCAUUCUAGCUUGUCCAGAAUGAGCAAGUGCACUGAUGUAUUCUGCAUAGUCUGGUUUGUUUCUAGUUACUCCCUUUGGCAGGAAAAGCCAAACUUCUUACGCUCUCUGUUUUGUUGAGCAUUGCAUCUGAAUCUAGUCCUUGGCUUAUUCCUCAAAUAACAAGCUAAUAAUAUAUGCCAAUGUCCAUUCUUGGCUUAAAUCAGUUUUGUCAAGAGAAGAAUGUCAGGGAUUCUAGGCCAACGUGAACACGCAGACCAGAGAGAGUGGCCUGGCUUGUUUGCAGUCAUUCCUCCGAGCAGGAGCAAGUACACGUACCAGCCUGCUUCUCCAUUCUUCAUAAGCCAGGUUUCGAAGACUUGGUCUUAGGAUAUGUGCAUCAGUUCCUCUCCCACCUACUUCCUCCCCAUGCCUUUUGAUUCAUAAAAAUGUGUUGACAACUGAGUACCAUUUAAAAGGGAAAGGGAGUUGAAAUUGAUUAUUGAAACUUAAUUUAAUCAACUUUCCUGUGCAUUGCCUUCCUUUUUUUUCUAUUUAAAAUUGAUUUUUCUCCUGCUUUUAUGGUAAAAAAAAUAUUCCCUAACUCUGUACAGUCACGACUAGUUAUGCUCAGGUUUGUAAGUGGGCUACUGCUGCUUUUGAAAAAAAAAAUAAAUUGGAAUUGUACAGAAAGGC
Molecule: messenger RNA, 2560 nt
Organism: Candoia aspera
Lineage: Eukaryota; Metazoa; Chordata; Lepidosauria; Squamata; Candoiidae
Gene: ZNF414
Product: zinc finger protein 414
Exons: 10
Coding region: 188-1738 (516 amino acids)
Source: RefSeq, a predicted model, not a curated record